Molecule: messenger RNA, 2154 nt
Organism: Cottoperca gobio
Lineage: Eukaryota; Metazoa; Chordata; Actinopteri; Perciformes; Bovichtidae
Gene: wfikkn1
Product: WAP, follistatin/kazal, immunoglobulin, kunitz and netrin domain containing 1
Biological process (GO): transforming growth factor beta receptor signaling pathway
Cellular component (GO): extracellular region
Molecular function (GO): transforming growth factor beta binding; receptor antagonist activity; serine-type endopeptidase inhibitor activity
Source: RefSeq, a predicted model, not a curated record
AUGUAUAAAAUCCUGCAACCUUUGGAGGAUAGAUACAUGAAGGAUCAACGUUGGCAUAUUAAUGCACCCAACUCAAAUAAACUAGUGUUAGGAUGGAUACGUGCGUGUUUGUUGAUGCUCAUGAUUUGCGAAUCACCCGAACUUUCUUUGUGUGCAAGUGUGUCAGGAUCCAAAGUUGAACACGAAGGAUUUUGUCCCAACAAGCUGAAUUCCAAUCUCUGGGUUGAUGCGCAAAGCACCUGCGAGAGAGAAUGCUACGUCGACGAAGACUGCGCUGAAUUUGAGAAAUGUUGCACCAACGUGUGUGGUCUCAACAGCUGUGUGGCUGCACGUUUCUCUGAUGGCACCAAUGCCCAGCCAGAUGGAGGAGGAACUGAUGCCCCCACCUCCACAGCUACCUGUGAGGGCUUCAUCUGCAGCCAGCAGGGAGCGACCUGUGGCAUCUGGGUUGGACAGCCCAUCUGCAAGUGCCAGGACCGGUGUGAGAAGGAGCCCAGCUUCACCUGCGCUUCAGAUGGCCUCACCUACUUCAAUCACUGCUACAUGGAUGCUGAGGCCUGCGUCCGUGGUGUGACUCUAACCGUGGUCACCUGCCGCUUUUACCUGGCCGGGCCCCACACCAGUCCACUGCCUCAGGACUCUACGGCCAACCCCACCCCGACCUCCCAGGAGGACCCCAUGCCCCCCACUCUGUACUCCAACCCUCACCACCAGGCCAUCUACGUCGGAGGCACGGUCAACUUCCACUGUGACGUUAUCGGAGCCCCCAAACCUGAUGUGACAUGGGAGAAACAGAGUGAACGGCGUGAGCAGCUGGUCAUGAGGCCCGACCAGAUGUAUGGCAACGUGGUGAUCACCAACAUCGGUCAGCUUGUCAUCUACAACGCGCAGGUGUGGGAUACGGGUAUCUACACCUGCAUCGCUCGGAAUCCUGCGGGAGUUCUUCGUGCAGACUACCCGUUGUCCGUCAUCCGCCGGGCUGACGAUGACUUCGCUGAAGAUCCUGAGAUGCCCAUGGGGCGGCCGUUCUCACCAGCAGACUGCCUGGCUGAAGUAGACUUGAGAGUGUGCAGCAGUGAGCGUCACAUGGACUGGUUUUACGACAGCAAGCUGGGCUCCUGCAUAGCCUUCAGCAAUGGCGGAUGCGACGACAGCCGCAAUCGAUUUGAGAGUUACGAGGAGUGCAAGGCCUCCUGUCAGAGAGAGGGGAUGGGCAUCUGCUCCCUGCCUGCUGUCCAGGGCCCCUGCGAAACUUGGGAGCCACGUUGGGCCUGGAAUGCCCUCUUGAAACAUUGCCAGGCCUUUGCCUAUGGCGGCUGCCAUGGGAAUGCCAACAGCUUCAACACCAAGAAGGAGUGUGAGGCAAACUGCCCACAGCCCAAAAGGAAACCUUGCAAGACCUGUCGGGUGAAGGGGAGAAUGGUGCCCAGCUUAUGCCAGAGUGACUUUGCUAUUGUGGGGCGGCUGACGGAGCUGGUGGAGGAUCUCGACUCUGGGUUAGCUCGCUUUAGCUUGGAGGAAGUCCUGAGAGAUGAAAAGAUGGGAUUGACUUUCUUUAAUACCAAGCACCUCGAGGUGACUAUCGCCAAGAUAGACUGGAGCUGUCCCUGUCCCAACAUCACCAUGGAGCAGAACCCUUUGCUGGUGAUGGGUGUAGUGCAGGACGGCAUAGCCAUCAUCCAAUCAGACAGCUACGUCAGAGCCAUAACUGAACGCAGACUCAGGAAGCUACGUGAGGUUCUGAAUAAAAAGACCUGUGAGGUAUUGUAGAAGUCCAGAGAGUCAGACUGGUCUGUGGUCACCUUUUACCUUUAGCACUGAACAUGAGCAUCAACUAGAAACGUUGAUAUUUAAUUAUAAGUCUUGAAAUCAAGACAUAAAUGUUAAAUACUAUAUGUUAAAGGAAUACUUUACCUACAAAAUGACCAUUUGUAUGUCAGUUACUCACCCCGUGUUGCCUUGAAGUCUUGAAGAUAACUUUAUUUUCUUGCAUGUGAUGAACGAAAACUCAAGAAACUUCUUGAUGAACUGAAGUAAAAGGGAGCUGCGUUUAACAACCACAAAACCAAACUAAAACAUCUGUUUACAAACUACCUCACAAGUCGUGCAGUAUAAUCCAAGUCUCAUUUAUCCGUGAUUGAACUCUUGUCUAUG